AAGCCGCCAGAGCUUCGGAUAUCAGACCCGAGUAGCGGUGUUGCCGCCAAAGAGCCAUCAAGCUCGGUAGAGGCAUCGAAGAGAAGGGGCCGCGGUAGUUUUCCGGAGAGAGGAGUUUGAAUCCUGAUGGCUAAGUCUCUGAGGUCGAAGAAGAAGAAGAGGUUGAGGACAUUGAGAAGGGACAUCGCCAAGCCUUUCUAUGACAAGAAGGAGGCCGCCAAGCUUGCCGCUCAGGAAGCGGCCCUGGCCGCUCCGAAGCUGCCGCUUCCCACCCCUGAUCCUGCCUCCGACGACCUCACUCUUCCUGUCCCUACCAACAUGGAUGUGGAGAUGACAGAAAACAAUCCAGCUGAUGUUGGUACUGAGUUUAAGCUCAAGCCUACAGGCGGUGUGAAGAAGAAGAUGAAAAAAGCCUCAAAGCUGAAGAAAAACAAGCGCAAAAAGGGCAGGAGGAAGCAGAGGCUUUAGGCGAAACUUUGAAAUCAAGGGCGUUUUCCCGCAGGCAGUGGUGAAUUCAUCUAAUUUUUGUUGCCGAACUGGAAUGUUGUCGCCGUAGUUUUAAACUACAUAAUGUUGGAUCAGGAUACAUUCUCCUUGGUAAUUGAGAUAUUCCAUUUUUAACAUAA
Messenger RNA from Nymphaea colorata (pocket water lily), 626 nucleotides. RefSeq lists its product as uncharacterized. The coding region runs from base 127 to 468 and encodes 113 amino acids. The record is from RefSeq and is a predicted model, not a curated record. NCBI's taxonomy places the organism in Eukaryota, Viridiplantae, Streptophyta, Magnoliopsida, Nymphaeales, Nymphaeaceae. The transcript has 2 exons.